This is a messenger RNA of Lepisosteus oculatus (spotted gar), 1250 nucleotides long. It is a transcript of the gene isy1, whose product is annotated as ISY1 splicing factor homolog. Lineage: Eukaryota; Metazoa; Chordata; Actinopteri; Semionotiformes; Lepisosteidae. Gene Ontology annotation, cellular component: post-mRNA release spliceosomal complex; Prp19 complex; post-spliceosomal complex. Gene Ontology annotation, biological process: mRNA 3'-splice site recognition; generation of catalytic spliceosome for second transesterification step. The record is from RefSeq and is a predicted model, not a curated record.
UCCUGUUUUCUUGCAGCGUGUGUAAACGAGACUGAAAGAAACAGGAAAUAUCGCUGCUGAAGAAUCUAGUUCAUAUUGAACGACAAACAUGGCGAGAAAUGCUGAGAAGGCCAUGACGGCCUUGGCUCGAUUUCGCCAGGCCCAGAUGGAGGAAGGAAGAGUAAAGGAAAGAAGACCUUUUCUUGCAUCAGAGUGUAAUGAGUUACCAAAAGCAGAAAAAUGGAGAAGACAGAUCAUCAGCGAAAUUUCCAAGAAAGUUGCUCAGAUUCAAAAUGCUGGCUUAGGUGAAUUUAAGAUCCGGGACCUUAAUGAUGAAAUCAACAAGCUUCUUCGAGAGAAAGGACACUGGGAGGUUCGGAUUAAAGAACUGGGUGGUCCUGAUUAUGGGAGAGUUGGGCCGAAGAUGUUAGACCAUGAAGGCAAAGAAGUGCCUGGAAACCGGGGUUAUAAAUACUUUGGAGCUGCCAAAGACCUGCCUGGAGUCAGAGAGCUGUUUGAGAAAGAGCCUGUUCCACCCCCAAGAAAGACUCGGGCUGAGCUGAUGAAGGAUGUUGAUGCAGAAUACUAUGGUUACAGGGAUGAAGACGAUGGUGUUCUGGUGCCUUUAGAGCAGGAAUAUGAAAAACAAGUCAUAACGGAGGCAGCUGAGAAAUGGAAAGCAGAAAGAGAGGCACGUCUGGCUGGAGGAGGAGCGGGAGAAAAGGAGGAAGAAGAGGAGGAAUAUAUUUACGCUGUUCAGGAUGAGGAGCAUUCUGAUGAAGAAAUGGGAGAGCAACUGGAAGGAGAGGAAGGAUCACAGACAUUUAUAGCCCAUGUUCCAGUGCCCUCACAGAAAGAGAUUGAAGAAGCCUUGGUAAGGAGGAAGAAGAUGGAACUGUUGCAGAAAUAUGCCAGUGAAGCUUUGAUGGCACAAAGCGAAGAGGCCAGAACACUUCUAGGACUAUAGCAUGAGCUACAAAAUAUAAGGGAUAAACAAAUUAACCUUUGCAAAUCUUCCUUGUAUCAAUAUUAUCAUUAGAUCUAAAGCAGACAUUUCAAGAACUGAGCAAGUGUUACUUGUUUUUUAUUUCCCACAAGGGGAAGUAGUUUCAGUAUGUUUCUAUUUGAUGCCCAACAGCCGAAAAUGUCUUUAUAUAUAUAAUGAUGUAACUGCCCAUAAAAUUGUUUGUUGCUAAGGCACAGACAUCACUGUUGAUAAUAUUGUGAUGUUAAACAUUGAACAAAAUACACUGUAAAUAACUUUUUUUAAA